Messenger RNA from Pseudophryne corroboree (corroboree frog), 4390 nucleotides. It is a transcript of the gene PLPP4, whose product is annotated as phospholipid phosphatase 4. The transcript has 7 exons. NCBI's taxonomy places the organism in Eukaryota, Metazoa, Chordata, Amphibia, Anura, Myobatrachidae. Bases 405 to 1220 code for a protein of 271 amino acids. Gene Ontology annotation, biological process: phospholipid dephosphorylation; phospholipid metabolic process. Gene Ontology annotation, molecular function: phosphatidate phosphatase activity. The record is from RefSeq and is a predicted model, not a curated record.
UCCUGUUUGUGACUGCAGCACUCUAGCCCGGGGUCUCACUCACUCCAGCCUCUCUCACUCCCUGUGUGACAGCAGUACUCCACUCUUUCUCUUGCUGAAGCCCCCCCCCCCACACUCCUGUGAGAGACAGCAGCACUCCAGCCCCUCUCUCCUAACUCUGAGGUCCCAGCUGUCUCUCUCCCAGGCUGGUGGAGUCAUCAGUCACCUGGGCAGUGUCUGUAUGGCGGCCGCUGGCAGCGCUGUGCACGCUCUGUGUUGUGCUGAGAGCCGGCUGUCAGUGCGUGGUGUGCUCCCUCCUCUCUCCCGCGUCUAGCAGUGUGCGCUCCCCGGGAUAGCCGCCUCCCCGCUACCUGCGCCCAGUGCAGAGCCUCCGGCUGUCCCCGUCCCUCUGAUGCCGGUGGAGGAUGAGGGCGCUGCUACAGGAGCUCGGAGUCCGUGCGCUGCUGUUCGGGGUCUUUGUGUUUACAGAGUUUCUGGACCCGUUCCAACGUGUUAUCCAACCCGAGGAAAUCUGGCUGUAUAAAAAUCCUCUGGUGCAAUCAGAUAAUAUACCUACGCGGCUCAUGUUUGCCAUUUCAUUUCUUGCACCUCUUGCUGUGAUUUUUGUGGUGAAAAUCAUCCAAAGGACAGACAGAACAGAAAUAAAGGAAGCGUGUUUGGCUGUCUCUCUAGCACUGGCUCUGAAUGGGGUCUGCACCAACACUAUCAAACUCAUAGUGGGAAGACCUCGUCCCGAUUUCUUUUACCGCUGCUUUCCUGAUGGGGUGUCAAAUGAUGAGAUGCACUGCACUGGAGAUGCCAGUCUUGUGUCUGAGGGCAGAAAGAGUUUCCCCAGUAUCCACUCAUCAUUUGCUUUUUCUGGUCUGGGUUUCACCUCCUUCUACCUAGCAGGAAAGCUGCAUUGUUUUACAGAGUUAGGGCAAGGGAGAAGCUGGCGUCUCUGUGCAGCAAUCCUGCCCCUGUAUUGUGCUAUGAUGAUCGCCCUGUCACGCAUGUGUGAUUACAAACAUCACUGGCAAGAUUCCUUUGUGGGCGGUGUAAUCGGCUUGCUCUUAGCCUAUGUAUGCUACCGGCAGCAUUAUCCUGCACUGACGCACUCCUCCUGCCACCGUCCCUCUGUAUGCCUCUGUCAGACCAGCGCCCAAAAGAAGGAGGAGCCAGCUGUCGCAGACAACACUGAAGGCUUGAUGCAUGAGGGCAUGACAGAGGGCCCCGUAUGACCAGCAAGUGGUCUGACCUGACUUGUAGCCACACAUAGCCUCAUUUAGGAGAUUUCCUGAACUGUGUGUGUAUGGCACCACACAUUCUCUCUAUGUGACCAGCAGUACUGCAGUAAGUGCAGUGACAUCUUCUCCAGCCGGUGUGACAUCCAGGAAGCAUAAUGUCAUCUGCUAACUUCUCAAUCCUCAUGAGGAUCUAAUACACUAUUUCUGAUGGUGCUGUGUCACUUUUCUGUGAUAUGUUGACAUCCAUUCUCUUCUAGCUACAUUACCAUGAAGUGCAAUAUGUCUACCAUCCUGAUAAGAGACCAUCACCCCAGCCUGUGUGUGAAGACCUAUGUUUUCUGCCACAGCACAAUGCAGGAAUCUUCGCAGUGCCGCUGCCUCGAUAUGCCCAUACAAUGUCCAGUACCGCACUCAUCACUGGGAGGUGCCGGCAUCCCUGUGACUUCAUUGAGCACUUACCAUGUUCCCUGUUGUGUUUCUGUAUAACACAGAUUUGUCUAAGUCUCACAGUUCAGCACUUAGAUGUCAGUGUGUCGCACUGAUGAAAAGGACAUGAUAGAUGUGUUUCAGUGUACAUGCAUGUAAUAUCGUUAGGUGUCCCGUAAUAUGGGUUUGAGCAGAAGAUUGAUAUGAUGCAUGUGAAGCUGUCUCUAUCUUCUCGUAUCCUUUGAAUGCAAUGAUCAGAUUGGUGGUGGUAACCACUAAGCAUUGGAAGGUGUUGUUGCAUGAUACAUACAGCCAGGGUCUUUGUACAGUAGGUCAUUACUUUUAGUCUUGUGAUGAGAUGCGUCGCGGUGCAGAAAACAUAUGAGCAACUUUACUCCUCCAUGCAAUGAUUAUUCAGUGGACCAGUCUCCUCUCAUUGUGGCCUGCUCGGUGAUUCAGAUUAAUCCAAAGAUUUUUUGACAUUUGCUAUUCUGUUUUUAUUUCAUGUGUGCUCCAUGCAAGGAUAGAGUUAUACAGUGGAUGUGUACAAUAAGGGAAAUGCGGGUUUCCUUCUUAUUUACCACAAUUACUAGACGACUGGUUCCCAGACCUGCACUGAAGUAAGGCAAUUUUCUACCCUGCCAGCCCGUCCAGGAACAUUUGUCAUGAUGUCACGCUGAGGGGUUGAGACAGUCGGUACCAGAAAGAGGAGCACUGCCCGGAACAUCCUCUACGGGGUUCCUAUAGUCUGCAGGGUCCCAGGCACUGUGGAAGAUAAAUGCAGGUGCUGAGAGGCAGAGGCAGCACCGCUCACACGUCCCUAGUUAUGGCCCUAUUCUAGACUGUCUGCUGUGGUGCAAUCUCAGGGGUGUCAUUGGAAUCGAAAGCACUGAAGGCUGUGGUCAUAACUGUCUGUUGGGCCUAGCAAAGCUCAGUGAAUUGUGAGUACACUCUUAUAUUGCCCUGUACAAUAGAGCAGCAGUAUAUGUAAUACAGUCAUUGCUGUGAUGCUCCAUGUAAUGAGUAUGUGACAGUGAAGUCCAUGAUAUACUGCAUUUCCACUCACAAUCAUAAUAGAUUCUGACUCUUCAAAUCUCAAAGUAUUUACUUCAUAUUCUGUAAAUUAAAUUGGGAAUACAUUAUAUACAGCAGGACUGCAGCUAGGGAAGUCAAUCCCGGGUAUCGGGACUGAAAAAUGGCCAAUCCCGGGAUACCCGGGAUUGGCUUUUAGCUAUGUGGCCGCGCACUCGCCCCACCCCGCCCCGCACACGUAACUCACCAUAUACCGGGGGCGGGCGGGGAACAACCUCUGAUCUCUCCUGCCGGCUCCCUGCAGCAGCUGACUGUGCAGCGUGACCUCUCACGCUGCGCUGGGGAGCCGGAAGAAGGAAGCCGGGCAUCGUCUGAGCGUCCUGUGGACGCUCAACGCUAAUCUCUCAAUCCCCGGGAUUGUAGCUUCCAAUCCCGGGAUUGAAUCCCGGCCAUUUUUGGCCCUAAAUCCCAGAAUCCCGCCGAUCCCGGGAUUGGCCACCAUAACUGCAGCAUAUUGCAGAGUAAUAUAUUACAGUGGGAAUUACAGUAUUACACUAUAAUUGACACAGUGGGUAGAUUUUUAAAACUUUCUAAGUAGUGUGGGAGUCAGAGGACGGCAUAUCACAGACCAGUAGUGAACUUGUUAAAUGUAAAGAUUGGAAAUAUCAUAAUAGUUAUUUAUACUUUAGAUUUACUUCAGUAGAUGACCAUCAUGAAAAGCGUUCUAGGUAUGUCUUUUGGCUUAGGGGUACUGUGAAAACAUUGCUGAAACACUAAGGGCUAUGGAGCUCCUGUGCGCCAGGCAGUGGUACUGCACCGCUAAUAGUGCCACUGGAAAAGGUACCGAAAUAGUCGCCAUAACAAGCCCAGUCCCUCUUGCGGUGCUUCCCACCCCAACAAAGUCAUAGAAUUCUCUGGUUUAGAAGGUCGCAACAUUGCAACUCACACCGGAACUAUAGAUAUGGGAUAGAUGUUUGUCAUUUGAUGAUGUUGUCAAAUUGAGCUUAGUUACAAAUUAGAGUACUGUGUGACUUCUUGGCUAAAACAGCCACGUGCUAUAGUUGCUAAUAGCUAUCUGUACUAAGGCCCUCAUUCCGAGUUGUUCGCUCGUUGCCGAUUUUCUCUAUUUUGUGAUUAGUCGCUUACUGCGCAUGCGCAAUGUUCGCAGAGCGCAUGCGCUUAGUUAUUUUACUCAACAGUUAGGUAUUUUACUCGGCAUUACGAGGAAUUUUCUUCGUUCUGGUGAUCGGAGUGUGAUUGACAGGAAGUGGGUGUUUCUGGGCGGAAAUUGACCGUUUUAUGGGCGUGUGGGAAAAAACGCGUGCAGUUUCUGGGAAAAACGCGGGAGUGGCUGGAGAAACAGGGGAGUGUCUGGGCGAACGCUGGGUGUGUUUGUGACGUCAAACCAGGAACGAAACUGACUGAACUGAUCGCAGUGGCAGAGUAAGUGUCGAGCUACUCAGAAACUGCUAAGAAAUUUCUAUUCGCAAUUUUGAGAAUCUUUCGUUCGCAAUUCUGCUAAGCUAAGAUUCACUCCCAGUAGGCUGCGGCUUAGCGUGUGCGAUGCUGCUAAAAGCAGCUUGCGAGCGAACAACUCGGAAUGAGGGCCUAUGGGUGAUUCAGACCUGAAAAAAUACCUCAGUCAGCGGACAGCUGUAAAUCUGUUUGCAGCUCACUCACCAUUGAAUGAUUUCACCAGUGUGUGG